AUGCCGGGGAUUACUAAAAUCCCAUCUCUUGGGCGUCCUGAGGAGCGGAGUUCAAGCUCCAAAACACACCAACUUCAUGGCACACUUGUUCUGGAUGCUCGGCUGAAGGUAUCUUGUUUUGCAUCUGAGCGUGGCUCUUCCCGUACAAUGUCACCGCCAACGCUCCUUUCUACCGGCACCCGCCUUGUCCAGUGCCAAAACAUCCCCGCCGCAACCGUCUCCCGUCAUUUUCAGCGACUCGCAUCAUCGAGCAGCUCAAGAGCUGGCUUCAAAUCGUCGGGAGUGCCUUCCGGCACCGGCCGUGUGUCUCUGUCCUCCUCACGUUGGCGGGCCGCCCAAGAGUUUCCAAUCUUUCCCCCUCAUCGGAGGGACAACCGCACCUUGCUCGAUCGCAGACUUGCAUUCUCCACAACGGCUUUGAACCACACAACAAUAGUGGCUCUAAACCCUAGAGUUGAUGAUGAUGGAAAUCCGAUGACGAUUGAAAUAUCUCCCCGCGCAGCGAAGCGUCUCCGACAAUUAACUGACCCGUCGUCCAAAUCCUCCCUGAACUCUAAGUCCGAACCAUACGACCAUCUCCGAGUCACUGUCACAAGCGGCGGUUGCCAUGGCUUUCAGUAUAUAAUGUCUCUCGACCCACGGUCCAAAAUCGACCCAGAAGAAGAUACUGUUUUUGAAGAAGAGACCCAAGACACGCCCAUGGAAGCAUCGUCAUCCCCCGGUCUCACUUCCAAAACAUCCGCGGGAGAAGCGAAAGUCGUUAUGGAUUCUGCAUCUCUUGAGCUGCUUAAAGGCAGCACCAUUGAUUAUACGGUUGAACUGAUAGGAAGUCAGUUCAAGGUCGUGAAUAAUCCAAGAGCGACGAGUAGUUGUGGAUGCGGUACUAGUUUCGACGUUACUGAGUGA
Messenger RNA from Coccidioides immitis RS, 906 nucleotides. Its product is annotated as iron-sulfur cluster assembly accessory protein. Bases 1 to 906 code for a protein of 301 amino acids. NCBI's taxonomy places the organism in Eukaryota, Fungi, Ascomycota, Eurotiomycetes, Onygenales, Onygenaceae. Gene Ontology annotation, molecular function: 4 iron, 4 sulfur cluster binding; iron ion binding; 2 iron, 2 sulfur cluster binding. The transcript is spliced from 2 exons. Gene Ontology annotation, biological process: iron-sulfur cluster assembly. The record is from RefSeq and is a predicted model, not a curated record. Gene Ontology annotation, cellular component: mitochondrion.